GAGAGAGAGAGAGAGAGAGAGAGAAGUGAAGUGAAGUGAAAGUAGUUGCUACCACUUUUCUUUUCCAGCAAACUCAAAACAAAACAAAAUAAAACUGCACCUGGCCAAGCAAUUCAGGAACUUAAGGAGAAGAUUUGGAACUGUAAGGUAAAGCGAUAAAACAGAGAGAGAGAGAGAGAGAGAGAGAGAGAGAGAGAGAGAGAGAGAGAGAGAGAAAGAAAGAGAUCAUCUGACACGCACAACAAAGUACAGUAGAUAGAAAUGUGGAUACUGUAAUCAGAUAGAUAGAUAGAUAGAUAGAUAAAUAGAUAGAUAGAUAGAAAGAUAUUUGCUGUAGGUAAGUAUACUACAGUAUACAGUAGUACAUAGGUACUUCGGAAGCUCACCAGAAUUACAAGUUACUAGUACAAGGUACUAAAUUAUGUGCACUGCUUGAUAUUACUACCUUUGAGAGAUUGUAGUACUUUAAUAGUACGUAGUAUGUAGUAAGAAGUAUGCUGAGGCCAUAAUGGCUUUGCUAAACUGGGAUUCUCCAGAAACUGGUUUGCGCUAACUGGAAUUCUCAAUAAAGUGAACGGGUGUUUCAAAAGUACCGGAUUUCUAAACGGGAAUUACAAAGAAGCACUGUUGGAUAAACAGAGAUUCCAAAACCAAGAAUCUCCAAGAAAUACAUUGAGUCUGAUGAACUGCGAUUGCAAAUAAACUGGGAAAGUGGAACUGAGAUUUUGCAGAGAUUCUGGACUUAAAAGAGGAAGAAAAUCAGUAUUUAAGAAAUCAUGAGAUUUCAUGACCUUUCAACUCUGUAGUCCACCUGCUUCUACACUUUAUCAUCAACAGAGAAAGCAGAAUGGCCUCUAAUCUGAGUGACAGCCUCACUUCCAUGGACUGGCUUCCUCAGCUCAAUCUCAAAAGGUGUGUGAAAAGCAGGAGCUCGGAGCUGGGGGCCCAAACUGAAAAGGGGCCCCGAGGGACAAGCAAGCCACCCUUUAGCUACGCCACUCUCAUCAGCCAGGCAAUCAAGUCCACCGCCCGAGGGAGAAUGAGCCUCAAUGAUAUCUACAGCUGGAUCUGUGAGCAGUACCCCUACUACAAGAACACUGGGGCAGGCUGGAAGAACUCGAUCAGGCACAAUCUCUCCCUCAAUAAGUGUUUCCGAAAGAUUCCGCGACCCAGGGAUGACCCCGGGAAAGGAUCCUAUUGGACGAUAGACAGCUGCCCUAAAGAAGACCCACCCCUCCCAAGAGGAAAAAGACCACACCCACCAGACCAUGAGGCGUCUCAGGAUUCCUGGCUGGAACAGGAAGUGACCUCAAGCACAAGUCAGAGGCUGCAGAGUGAGAGUGUGAGAGACGAGAUACUGUGGGAAGGACCACUGCCAAGCAAGGUGAAUCCUCCCCCGCGACAGGGGGGAAAAGACCUGGGGUCGGACGAGCCCCCGCUCAGAGGAGUCUUUCUGCGCUUCUCCUUUACUGAGAUGCAUCUGCAGGACCUGCUGGGGUCUUCAUUCCAGAGUCUGUACAGGACCAUGAUUGGAACCCUUCUGGACCUGGACCAGUCACGACACCCACACACAAACAGUGCUCCUCACUCCAGCAGGACAUCCUGUAUGUUUGAGCAGGCUGCCCCCCUGCACACCCCCACCUUCCCCUCCGAUCCGGGAGGAGGAGGAGGAGGAGGGGGGGGCCCCCCCCCAGGAGCAGGUCCUCCUGUCACGACAGGGCUGUCCGACAAGGCAGUGCAGGGCCCUGUGCAGAACAAUGCUCCUCAAACUCCAGUCUUCACUGCAGGACACGCGAUCCCUACUGAUUGGUUCUCCAGUAUUGACAGUCUCAAAGAGAGUUUCAAAAUCGCCAAUAACCUCGACUGGUCUACCAUCGAUCUCACUCAGUUUCCUGAUCUUUUAAAGAGCAUGCAGCAGGCUGACAUGUCUAACUGGUCCUUGGAUCGCACUCUCUUCACUUCCCUAUGUGAUUCACUGAACCAAUUCUUCACCCAAACAGGCCUGAUCCACUCCUAUCACACCCUGCAGCCCACCCAGAGUGGGGCCAUCAACUCCCAUCACACCCUGCAGCCCACCCAGAGCGGGGCCAUCAAGUCCCAUCACACCCUGCAGCCCACCCAGAGUGGGGCCAUCGACUCCCAUCACACCCUGCAGCCCACCCAGAGUGGGGCCAUCAACUCCCAUCACACCCUGAAGCCUCUGAGCAGUCUUGCCCCUUCCCACAAUGAAGUUCAGCAGCAGUUGGGAGGAGGAUCCCAGACCAACGGCAUCAAUGAGUUUCUGCAUUCUCGGGAUCGAGCAGCACACACUUUGCCAGGAUUCCCUUCCCAGCAAGCACUGAGACACCCCAGUGCAACCACCUCUUCAAGAACUACUAUAGGCUCAGUUCCACAUUCUCAAGCCCCUCCCUUUCCUGCCCACCCCCCAAAGCUGCGUUACACUAGCAACAGUGAAGAAAUCCCAGAUGACUUCGACUGGGACUUAUUAUUGAACUGAACUCGAUUAAGAAAUUGUGUCUCAACCCUCAAUACCAACAAAUCUGUAUGGAUUGUAAUAGAACUUACAGGCAACCUGUGAGAAAAAAUUAUGGUUCUCAAGAAACUGCAGUUUGAAAAUGCGAGCCAGUCCACAGUUAUUCUAAAGUGAUCUUCAAAAGUAUUCUUCUUGGAACUACCAAACAAGCAGAAUCAGAAUAAAAAGUGCACCUCCCAGCAUGCCUCUAUAUUGUAGAAACAGAGAGGGAUCAUGGGAGCUGUAGUUCUUUUUUUUUUAUAAAGACACUGUAGAAGAGUAUAAUGAUUGGGACUACGCUGCCGGUAGCAACCUGAGCAAUACUGAGCCUUACUAAGACUGUAAGUCUGACACUAGCAUUAAAAUAAGUAGAAUCAAGAUAAAAACUACACCUCCCAGUAUGCCUUUUUUCUUGUAGUAACAGUGAGUCAUGAUGUGAGUUGUAGUUCUUUCAUACUGGCAGAAAGAAGAGUUACUAAAAUGAUCUGGAGUGUGCCAGCAGUAACCUGAGCAAUCUGACUGUGAACUGACACCAGAGUUAUUACAGGAGUUAAAUAAUGAAACCUGGGGAGUGGGGGUCUAUCAUUCAUCCUGGAGGUUCCUAUGCACUGGAGGGGGUUUACAUGAGGUCGGAUUACUGCUGGCAAUGGUACAGUAGCACUUCUUCUCAACAAGGUAUUUCUAAUGAUAACCAGAACUGGUACUGUAGAAUCCCUCCCCCACUCUUUUUGAAAGUUCACGCUGAUUAAGUUUUAUAAGCAGAAGAGCCAGAACUCCACAGUGCGUCUUCUUGGGUUGUGAUCUGCUCAGAUCUCAGAACAGUAGGAAGAUGAAUAAUCCGGAUUUUAAAGGAACCCCGUUAUCAUGAAUGAAUAUGAACUAUGAAUAUUAGAUAGAUCAUAAUUAUUUUAUAAUGCUGGUUUUAUUACUGUAUAGCACAGAUUUGAAAUAGAUGCUGCAUACACAUGUUAUCUCUUUUUCUAUGAUUAAUAUCCUACGCAUGUUCUUUAUGAUUAUCUAUUAUUGUUCAUGCUGAGAUUAUUCAUUGACAGGGUUAUUAACUAUCUGAAAAGAGGAAUUCUGAAGAGACUCAUCAAGAUUUUAUGAAUUGAGGUUGGGAAGCAUAUUAGCGUUACACUGUGCACUGAAGCCCAUAGGUGAAGCUUUUUUGCACUGAAGCCUGUGAAACACUGAUUGGCUUCCCCACCACUUUGCCACAAUCAGCCUUGGGGAGUCUUUUCAGAAACUGGAUUAGCUCAUAAGCAUGUCCUAUAAUGAUCAAAGCAGAAACAGCAAUAGAGAAUGGUAGCAAACACACAGAAUACAAUAUUAUUAUGAUUAAGUUAGAUAUUAGGAAAAUUGCUAUUAUGAAAUAAAGUAUCCACAAAUAACACCAAGUAUAUUUGAUGCAUCUUUGUAACUUUAAAUCCAUGAUAUGAUUAGUCUUGCAUUCUGUUCACUCUCUAAGGUAUAUGUUUGACACAAAGUUGCUUUUGGCAUAAUGAAUAUAUUUUACUACAUAAAUGAAAUUGUGUAUUUAUUUAAACAUUUUAUCCAGCUUAUUGUAAAAGAAAUAUGACAAAAUAUGUGUCUAGUGUAGAAACAGACAGCAGUGCCACAUAUAAAACAUAGAACUAUUUGGGAUCACCUAUACUCUCCAUAACAUAACAUCUCCCUGUGUAAUAGUGUAUUGUGCUGUGUAGAAUGCUACAAUAGGGUCAUUCUUGUGUAACCUAUAUGUGUGUGUUUAAAAAUAAAAAAAUAAGUAAAGGUCUGAGUGAGAAAAAAUGGACAAUACAAUCCCCA
This is a messenger RNA of Polyodon spathula (Mississippi paddlefish), 4318 nucleotides long. Its product is annotated as forkhead box protein J2-like. The record is from RefSeq and is a predicted model, not a curated record. Gene Ontology annotation, cellular component: nucleus. NCBI's taxonomy places the organism in Eukaryota, Metazoa, Chordata, Actinopteri, Acipenseriformes, Polyodontidae. Gene Ontology annotation, biological process: regulation of transcription by RNA polymerase II. The transcript is spliced from 13 exons. The coding region runs from base 848 to 2497 and encodes 549 amino acids. Gene Ontology annotation, molecular function: DNA-binding transcription factor activity, RNA polymerase II-specific; RNA polymerase II cis-regulatory region sequence-specific DNA binding.